GCCCCGUGAAGCUCUCUUUUUGUGUUGUGGUUGUUGUGUUCCGCGUAGGUCACAGCAACAACUUCUUUCCUUCGUGUUUCCUCCAUGUGUGCAACUGUUUUCUCUGGUGGUAUUGUCGUCUCUUCUCUCCGUUUUUCUCAUUGGAACAGCAGAACAACAGCAGUAAAUUGUUUCCUUCCUUUACACCUUCCGGAGCGUUGACCGUAGAGAACCGCAGCUGGCCCCACUGCUCCUCUGCCUUCCUCUGCCUUCCACUGUCGUUUCUCCUUCGUUUCCCGUUUACGGUCAGCAGUUUCCUCUUGCAUUUUCUACUGUCGUUCGCUUACUCCGCGCUCACUCCACGUGCUUUGCUCUGAGAAGGGAAACCCCGAAAAGCGAAUCCAUGGCUCGCCCAAAGAAAGAUGCGAGGGCGGCAAAGACGGACGGUGCCGCGGCCGAGACGUCGCGUCCGUCCUCGCAAAAGCAACGUGCCCCAGUGAAAGAGACGCCGCUGCCGUGGGGUCAGCUCGCGAUUCUGUGCGUUGUGCUGCUCACCGAGAGCAUCUGCUCCACCGUCCUCAUCCCCUUCACCCCUAAGUUUGUGACCUUCCUGCAGGGGUGGGACGCGGCCUCCGCGGGCUACGCGGCCGGCUUCCCGGUCGGGCUUUUCAUGCUUGGCCAGGUGCUCAGCGGCAAGAUGUGGAGCUCCAUCAGCGACAAGAUUGGCCGCGUAAUCGGUAUCAACGUCGGCGUUUUGGGGUGCGCUUUGUGUAUGUUUUUCUUUGGUCUCAGCGGCAGUAUCUGGACAAUGUGCUUUUGGCGCUUUGUUCACGGUCUGGUGGCGGGCUGCUCGAUUAUUGCCAAAACAAUGAUCAACGACCUGACCGACUCCACAAACCGAGCCAAGGGUCUGGCGUUGGUGAGCCUUACGUGGGGCAUUGGAACCCUCUUCGGCCCGGCAGUGGGCGGUUUCUUCUACGACCCGCAGAAGAGACUCGGCCUCUCGGAGACGGGCUUCCUGGCCCGCUACCCCGCCUUCCUGCCGAGCUUCGUUGUAGCACUGUACAACCUCUUCUCCGUCGUGAUUAGCAGUCUCUUUCUGCACGAGAGCAACAAGGCGGCCCGGCCGCUCCGGGAGGUGCUGCCACCAACACUGGUGAAGCUUUUUGGCCCCCUUAUCAAACUCCUCCAGCCAAAGCUGCCGUGCGACGAGGUGGUGGAGGUGACGGUCACGUCAGAGGAGGUGCACGCGGCCGGCCCAAAGACGACGCCUGCGUCUCCGCCGCCGCAGCCCGACACGGUGGUCGUCAACGCCGAGCCUGCCCCGCCGCCGCCGCACCAGUCUUUCGGUUUCAAGCAAGCCUUGACGAGACCGCUGCUGCGUCGGGUGUUGAUUAUCUCGAUGCUUAUUUCGUGCUCCGACAUGGCGUUUGCGGUGAUUUUCCCGCUGUGGUGCGCCGCACCGACGCUGAACGGCGGCCUCGGUCUAACCCCCUCCUCGAUCUCCGUGCUGGUGCUGGUGAACAGCGUUCCCGCGGUGUUAGCGAACAUCGUGUUCGCCAGGACGAUCCAAAUCGUCGGUGGCCCGAUACUGUUGUGGGAAAUUGCGCAAGUGCUGUAUGGGAUUCUGACGUGCAUCAUGCCCUUCGCCACCUCGAUGACGCCUGCGGCUGGCUUCUACUACACCAUGGUGGUCGGCAUGGUACGGAAGGUUGUCGAGUGCUGGUCCUUUGGACUUAUCAUGCUCAUCGUCUCCAUGACGGCCCCGCCUGGCAAGGUGGGCAUGAUGUUUGGCAUUCAACAGUCCACCGCGUGCAUGGUACGGUGUGCGGUGCCUUUCAUCUUUGCCCCAGUGUUCGCGCGGUCUAUUAGCUCUGGCUACGUUUUUCCCUUCAACCACUAUUUCACCUUCUUGCUCUGUUUAAUUCCGCUGCUGAUCAGCGCGUACAUGUCGCACUUCAUCUAUACCCCCUCCGAAGACGGCAAUGAAGAGGAGGUCGAAGAUGUGGACAGCACGGAGGCCGUCGAUGAGGAGGCCGUUAGCGAUGCACGGCGUUCUGGCAUGGGCUCGGCUCGUGGUUCAGUGCGCUCGCGCUACAGCUUCUUCGGCGCCGUUCCAGGGGACGCGCAGGAGCGCGAGUCGCUGCUGGUGAACAGCAGUUUCGCCAACCUCGCCAACUCGUUCGCGACGAACAUUAUUCCCGGCAUGCCGCAAAACACAAUUCUUGCCGUCCCGGUGGGGUCAACGUUGCAGGUGACGGGAGAGAACGCAGAUGCCACAGGGUUGGGGGAGAGGCGUGGUAGUGCAGACUCCCGCGACGCCUCUAGCCAGGAAGGGGAUGAGGUAGACAACGAUGAGGAGUACUCCUCUCCGGAUGCGGAGAUGGCAGAGGUGGCCGCGACAACAGGCGGCAGCGGUCGAGAGCGCGAAGGCCGCCGUAUGGCUCAGCGCGGCAAUCACUCAGAAGACGAGGAGCUUCCGUUGUAA
Messenger RNA from Leptomonas pyrrhocoris, 2467 nucleotides. RefSeq names its product transporter-like protein. Gene Ontology annotation, molecular function: transmembrane transporter activity. The transcript has a single exon. Gene Ontology annotation, biological process: transmembrane transport. The coding region runs from base 383 to 2467 and encodes 694 amino acids. The record is from RefSeq and is a predicted model, not a curated record. NCBI's taxonomy places the organism in Eukaryota, Euglenozoa, Kinetoplastea, Trypanosomatida, Trypanosomatidae.